AUGGCCAGCUUUCCGUGGGGAGGGCCAGCUUGGAAUGAGCUCGAUGUUGCCCAGAACUGCUCUGCGUUUGGCGACUACGCAGCUUGGGUUGUGACCAACGAUUACGAGCCACCAUUUCCCGCAGUAUCAACCUUCUGGCGUGCCGUUGUACCAGAAGUGAACUCGACUCAACCAACAAAUGGGCAGAUCAUCGAUUGGCAUGAAUGGGUGCGGUCUAAUAGGAGCACUUUGGCCUCUCAAGUACGCGACUUUUCGUCUUGUCGGCCCGAACUUUGUCAGAGGUUCGGCUCCGAGGUUGACGGUGGCCUCGCGGGAUUCGGCCUUCUCGCAUCAUAUGGCCUCGAGUCUGUUCUUCUGACGGUAUACUGCAUAUUCGCUAUUCUGAACUUCCUCAAGCGCCGCAAGAAUGACAACAGUCUGUCAGAGGAGCCGUCAGUGAGACCAGGCUUCUUGGGUCGCGUCAACGAGGCCCUCCGAGGCACAACGUACGACCUCUUCACCGCGGCUGCUUUUCUCUCCCUCGGAAUACAGGCCACAGUCAUCUACAACCAGGUGUCUCCAGCCACGUACCGGUACAACUCGUCCCUACAGCUCAUCGUCUCCGCCUUUGCCUUCUACCCCUUGGCAACGAUGCUUCCGCUCAUUCUCAACUCUGUGCGCCGCAGUUGGCUCAAAGGUGCUGUUCUCAUCGGUCUCUUCAUUAUCCAUACCGCGGCUUGGGUCCUCUGCACGAACAACGCCCAGGAAGAUUACUACUACAACGAGCGCGUAAUCAAUCUGUGUCCUCAGAACCAUCCUCCGGAAGCUGCAGUAUCAGCUGCGAUGUUCACCAUGGCUGCCAUGGUUUGGAUGCCACCUCUCUUUGGCCUCUGCCUCAGCGUGGUUCUUUGCUUCUACAGAUGUAACAACCGCAAGAUGUGGCAGGCUAAAUGGCUAAACAUGGUCGCCAAGGGGGCCAUGAUUCUGUUUGCCGGCGCCAACUUCAUUUGCAUGUGGGGUGCUUGGAUCAUACUCGUGAUUUACUUCAGCCGCGCUCACUGGAAAACUGAAGAUACUUGGAGCUUGGGACAGUCACUUGCCCUCACCCCAUGGAUUCCAGUGUUGGUUGAGCUUGCAUCCAUAUUGACUUUUGGGACCGAAGGGGGUUUUGUUGGUCGUUUGCCUGUCGAGUUCAGAGUAGUUCGGAACGAGAAGGCCCUCCACCGUCGAGAACGGGACUCGCUGGUGGACGAGCCCCAUGUCCAUGGUGGCAAUGGGGCGUAG
Messenger RNA from Colletotrichum karsti, 1263 nucleotides. RefSeq lists its product as uncharacterized. Lineage: Eukaryota; Fungi; Ascomycota; Sordariomycetes; Glomerellales; Glomerellaceae. The record is from RefSeq and is a predicted model, not a curated record. The transcript is spliced from 3 exons. Bases 1 to 1263 code for a protein of 420 amino acids.